AUGGAAUACAAAAAUGCGACAAAUUUGACAUCAGUGGCAGCGGGCACAAAUUGCUCGUUCGUGUUUAAUAUUCCGAAAGGAUUAGUUGUAACACUCAAGUUCGCAGCGCGAUAUAGUAUUGCGAAAAACGAAUCAUUGACUUAUACAGAUGCUAGUGGAACUGUCUACAAGGUUCGCGAACCUGUGAACAACGCAAUCGCUUUUGGAACCGCACCAAAAGUUUCAAUAGGAGUUACAAGUCGAACAGAUAAUUUCCAGUUAUACAUUACAUAUAAAGCUAAACAAAUUGCACCGCUUCGAACAGAAAAACGACAUUCUGGAGACAUAGUAUCAUUAGGACUUCUGCAGACUAAUUUUGUAUCGAUCCAAUCAAAUUUGAAUUACUUUCCAACGUUGAGUGCAGACUGUACUGAUGAAAAUUAUGAGCUCGAGCUUGGUCAAAUUAUGGUUUUUGACGGAGCCGAUCCGAUUAAUGGAACAUUUUUGGGAACAUUGACCGCAUUUCUCAAAUACAAUCCAAAACCAAGUUCAAAUGUUAUUUCGCUUACUACCUUUUAUAAAAGCAAUUUCGCUGGAGAAUGUUAUGUUCUCGCAGAUGACAACUCGACUGUUGCAAAUUAUGGAAGCCACUCAUUAGUAGUAACAAGAAAAGGUGGAAAUUUAUCUGCAAAACUUAAUGACUAUUCGAAUAAUGGUGCCUUGUACACAGUUUACUGCACAAAUUGCUACGAGUUUUACAUUAAAAAUGUGACUUUCGACUCAUUGGGAACAUUUAAUACGGGCUAUUUGAACUUUAGAGGAAUGACGCCAACGCAUAAAUAUCCUGGACUUCUUCAAUAUGUUGUUCAAAAUUACACUGAUAACCAAAUGCCACAAUUGAUUCCAAGCCAGACGUUCACACUUCUUGUUUACAUGUCAAAAGUCAAUAUAAUGUUUUCAACAUUCGAUGAUGGUAAUUGGCUAAAACCAUACGAUGAACGAACCGGCUUCAUAUUUGCACCAAGUGUAUGGAAUCAUGCUUCAUCAAAAUCAUACGAUUAUAAUUUCAAUGAUAGCACGGGAACACAUAAGUUUACUGUUGACAUGGGCAAUAUGAAAUUCUUGCCUGGAGAUAGUUUGAGUUUAAAAAUCGGGCCGAACAAUGGAAAUGAAGCUGUCGACAAUAAAUAUCCACAGGACAAAAGUUCAAAUGGAAUCGUUGAGGCAAUCGGAAACCAUAUGAGAGUUCAGUACCAAGGAACCUCGCUGGAUUCAUAUAUUAAAUUUAAAAUUGGCAAAUCGUCUUUCUUUGUAAGCGUUCUCUCAGCAUUUGCUCUUGCUCUCUUCAAUGCUCUCCGAUUUUAA
Molecule: messenger RNA, 1344 nt
Organism: Caenorhabditis bovis
Lineage: Eukaryota; Metazoa; Nematoda; Chromadorea; Rhabditida; Rhabditidae
Source: the annotation of a GenBank genome assembly